This is a messenger RNA of Hypoxylon fragiforme, 1941 nucleotides long. Its product is annotated as alpha/beta-hydrolase. The transcript has 4 exons. NCBI's taxonomy places the organism in Eukaryota, Fungi, Ascomycota, Sordariomycetes, Xylariales, Hypoxylaceae. The record is from RefSeq and is a predicted model, not a curated record. The coding region runs from base 536 to 1774 and encodes 412 amino acids. Gene Ontology annotation, biological process: epoxide metabolic process. Gene Ontology annotation, molecular function: epoxide hydrolase activity.
GGUAUCCUGAUUCAUCAUACUGUUGAUAUCAAUCUAUUGCGAUGUAGUAUCACCAACAUGGUCGGAUUCAAAUUGGAUAUAUACACACAUAUGUCUAUGCAUAUAAGGUAUAAGUAAUUGCGUGUUUCUUUACUCCAAGCCAAGCCGUGAAUGAUUACAUACGACGCAGUCGCCCCGGUAAACUGUGCAUCAUGCAUGCAAUCAGGCAGCUCAAGGUUGCAAUCGAGGCCAUCUCGCGCCCUUCCAGACGUCAUACUUGCAAUAGAGCGCGCCCAUCGAUGAUUGGAUGCAUGCCUACCUAGGGUGCUCUAGUACAUAGGUAACCUUGAUAAAUCGUCAGUAUCGUUGUGUGCCUUGAACCAGAAAGAUAAAGUGCUCUUUCAUCUUCUCAACGACGUAUAAAUAAGUAGGCGAUGCGCAUCGUGUACCUACUUAGGUUAGGUGUUUAUAACGUAUAAGAUUCUUUUUUCUGCAUUCCGAGCAAAGCUAUUACCGAACCAAGGUAGCUGUCUUUUUUACCCCAACACAUCCCAACAUGGCUGAUAUCAAGCCCUAUACCAUUGCUGUUGAUGACCAACGGCUGAAGGACCUAAGAACCCGACUGUCUCUAGCCAGGUUUCCCGAUGAGCUUGACGAAGCUGGUUGGCAUAUGGGAGCCCCUCUUGCCGAUGUUAAAAGACUGACAGCAUACUGGCGAGAGUCGUAUGAUUGGAGAAAGGCAGAGAAGGAACUGAACGAGGUGCCACACUUCGUCACCGAAAUCCAGUGCGAUGGGUUCGAGCCUCUGGAUAUCCAUUUCAUCCACGUUCGGAGUAACGUCAGAGGUGCCAUUCCUCUCCUGUUCAUGCACGGCUGGCCCGGCAACUUUUGGGAGGUCUUCAAGAUCCUGAAGCCCCUAACUGAAGGCGGUGACGGGGUGAAAUACCCGGCAUUCGAUCUGGUCGCGCCAUCAUUGCCGAAUUUUGGGUUCUCUGGGGGCACCAGGAAGCGAGGCUUCGCAAUGGAGCAGUACGCUGAAACCAUGAAUAAACUCAUGUUGAAGUUGGGGUAUAAGGAAUACGUCACGCAAGGAGGUGAUUGGGGUUGCCAUAUCAGCAGGACUCUCGCUCAUCUGUAUCCCAAAUAUUGCAAAGCAACUCACCUCAAUUUCGGUGCUGCUAAUCCCCCCGAGUACGCCAAGAACCCCAUUCUUGCUCUCCAACAUGCUACCACGCCUUACAACUCGCGAGAAAAGCAUGGCGUGGAUCGUAAUCGGUGGUUUGACCAAGAAGGCAGAGGAUAUAAUCUAGAGCAAUCUACCAAACCGCAGACUCUUGGCUACGCGCUGGCGGACAGCCCGGUAGCCUGUCUAGCCUGGAUUUACGAGAAGCUUCAUGAUUGGACGGAUGCGUACCCCUGGACUGACGACGAAGUCUGUACCUGGGUCAGCAUCUACUGGUUCAGUACGGCGGGCCCCGCCGCCAGUGUCAGGAUUUACUACGAGACGCAUCACAACGUCGAUGGCAGGAGGGAUAAGGUUGAUGUUUCCCGGAUGAAGUCUUGGUCCCCGGGCGUGAAGCUAGGAUUCAGCCACUUCCCCAUGGACAUACACGUUCAACCCAGUACCUGGGUGCGUACAUUGGGCAACGUCGUAUAUGAGAAGGAGCAUGAUAGUGGCGGGCACUUCGCCUCCUGGGAACGACCCGACGACAUUGUCACUGACGUUAGGGAAAUGUUUGGGAAAGGGGGCGGUGCCUUUGGUGUCGUGAAGGGUGCUACAGGUUACACUUCGUAAUUACUAGGUCAGGUAUAUAUCGCGAUGAAGAAAGAUACAACCUGAAACCAACACCGCUUACUAGCUGGGAUUUCGCUUAUGGCUUUUAGACACAGGCGAAUCUAUUGGAGAUUAUCUGAAAUAAGAUUAAUAAUUAAUAAUGCCUGAGUGGUUGGUGAGUAAAGCUG